Molecule: messenger RNA, 2029 nt
Organism: Nasonia vitripennis (jewel wasp)
Lineage: Eukaryota; Metazoa; Arthropoda; Insecta; Hymenoptera; Pteromalidae
Gene: brn
Product: beta-1,3-galactosyltransferase brn
Exons: 3
Coding region: 322-1578 (418 amino acids)
Cellular component (GO): membrane
Molecular function (GO): hexosyltransferase activity; UDP-glycosyltransferase activity
Source: RefSeq, a predicted model, not a curated record
UUUUUAGCGUACAGGUUAUGUUGCUAGAACGAUGUUAUUGUAUUUCACUACUGUUUAUAAAUAUACAAUGAAAUCGAUCUUAGUUAGAUAAUCGUAAAAGACUUUGUGUUUUUUUUAUGGAAUUCACCGAUUUAAAUUCAAAUUGUAGAUUUUUAAAAAUAAGUUUUUAUAAUUGACUUAUUAAAAUGAUUUUAAAUUUAAUUAGUUAUUACCUAUGGGUAUAUGUAGAAGUAUAAAAUUACAAAGUGGUUGUAAAUCAAUGUUAUUUAGAUGUUGUGGAUAGGAAAGUAAAAAUAUCACUGAUAUCGGGACACGGUCAAGAUGUAUUGUAUUUUGAAACCAUGCAUUCGAACGAGUUUCAUAUUAAUAUCUACAAUCAAAUUAAAGCAUAUCCUUGCUGGAGUUGGUUUAAUUUUCGGUCUUGAUUUUUUUGGAGUGUUCACACAUAUUUUUGAAGUGCCAUUUGAUGAAAAUUUCACCUAUCCGUAUGAAGGAGAUAUUCACGAAUUUAUAGUUUCAUUACGUCAUAAUAAAAAACCAGAUGUGCCACCUAUUAAUGAAUACAACUAUACAUUUGUACAUGAUAUUAGAGACAAAUGUUUAGAACCAAGUUCACGUACAAUACGUGUAGUGUUUUUGAUCAAAUCUGCCGUAGAACACUAUGAGAGAAGGAUGGCUAUUAGAAAUUCAUGGGGCUUUGAGAAAAGGUUUUCUGAUGUAGCUUUCAAAACUGUGUUCCUUUUGGGUACGCAUUAUCAUGAUCAUGAAUUGAGGACUAGAGUUAAUUCAGAAGCAGUAAAGUAUCGGGACAUUGUGCAAGCAGACUUUUAUGAUACAUAUUACAACAAUACUAUUAAGACAAUGAUGGGAUUCAAGUGGGCUGUCAACUAUUGUUCUAACUCUAAAUUUUAUAUGUUUGUUGAUGAUGAUAUGUACAUAUCUGUUAAAAAUGUGUUGAGGUUCUUAAGGAAUCCAUCUUUAUACCCAGAAUAUUUAAAAGACUCCAUAAAAUUCAAGGAUCUAGCUCAUUUGAAAAAUAGAUAUAGGAGAUCAACCAUAGAAGAUGAGAAUAAGGUGAACAAUAUUAGCAACAUCAAUAAAACAACUGCAGUUUCAGCAAAAGAGAAUGUCAAAUUAAUAGAAAUACCAAAAAUGAGAAAAAAACGUCAAGUAUUUGAUUUUGAAUUACCAGAUGAUGUGAGAUUAUUUGCUGGCUUUGUUUUUGUUUCCUCUCCUCAUAGGCAUAAAACUUCAAAAUGGUACGUUUCACUGAAAGAAUAUCCUUAUCACUUAUGGCCACCGUAUGUCACUGCAGGAGCUUAUAUUUUAUCAAGAGAAGCAUUACUUGAUAUGUACUAUGCUAGUAUGUAUACGAAACAUUUUAGAUUUGAUGAUAUAUUUUUGGGUCUAGUUGCAAAGAAGGCUGACAUAGAACCUUUUCAUUGUGAAGAAUUCCAUUUUUAUAAAAAAGAUUACACAAAGUAUAAUUAUAAAUACGUUAUUAGUUCUCAUGGAUAUGGAAAUCCAGAAGAACUUUUGAGAGUCUGGAAUGAACAAAAGGCAAUGGGUAAUGCCUAAUAUUAUUUGCAUUUCGUUAAGUUAAUGUUUACGCUUUUAGAAAAUUCAUUUUUCUUGAUAUUACAUUGUAAUACAAAAUCAUCAUGCGUUCAUAACAAUCAUGUCCACAAGAACAAAUGUGUAAAUAUAUAUAUAUAUAAUAGACAUCUUUAGAGUUAUUGCUUAUCACAAUCGUGUAUUAGAAAUCUACUAUAAAGUGUUAAAAUUUAUAUAUAUAUGAUAGCUAAUUCAAACUAUUUUGGAAUAAGUAAAAGUUAAUUGAGUAUACAUUUUACUCAAUGUUGUUAUUUCUCCUCUAUCUCCUUACAAUUAUAAUAUAGGUACUGUUUAUACUACUUACGUGUUACAAAAUCCUUAUAGAAAUGUAUUAUGACGUUUGGAAAACGUGAAAUGCGAAUUCGCAAAAGGAUACCUUACUGAAACAAACAAAAAAAGAUUUUGAUUUUCUAUA